Drosophila virilis is the source of this 831-nucleotide messenger RNA. RefSeq lists its product as uncharacterized. The record is from RefSeq and is a predicted model, not a curated record. Lineage: Eukaryota; Metazoa; Arthropoda; Insecta; Diptera; Drosophilidae.
ACAACAUUUGUUUUAGGGGUAUUUCAGACAAGUAGAGCUGUAAAUCCCUAAAAAUGCGAUAUAAUUGUUCAACAACCUAAUUAACCAGUAAAAACAAAUAAAAAUAUUUAAUCUGCGAUUGCAACAGUUAUAUGCGAGGACGGAAGAAUGGUUUAUAUGCAAUUAAUAAUGAGCAUCGGCUGCGUAAUUGCAGCUGCAGCCGCUGCAAUUUAUUUUAGUAUGCCUGCAAUAGCGCCGUCUUAUCAGUCCAACACUGGCAGACGUUCCAAUGACAGCGACGAUAACAACGAUUGUGGAAGACGAAGCAAAAAAUGUAGCAAACCGCAGCGUUUACCGGCCAGCAAACCCGGCGACAAGUGCAUCAUUUGCCUAAAGGAAAUGACAGCCCAGACGAUGCAUAUAAUGAACUGCGGUCAUGCGCUGUGCCAAGCUCCAUGCUUUGCACAAUACCGCGAGUUCAAUCGCUACUGUCUGUAUUGCGAAAAGGUUGUAAUACGCAUCAAUGUGCCCGGCGACGACUGCUGCAUCUGCUGCGAGCCCAUGUCGCUAGAGACCAUUCAGUACUUGCCGUGUGAGCACGCUCUACACAAAAUAUGUCUGGAGUCAUAUAAGAAAGAAAAUUACAAAACUUGUCCCCUUUGCUCAAAGAAACUUUAACGUCCUUAUAGACAAACGGUAAUACAAUGUCAACUAAAGCAAUAUCACGACGCUAAGGCGCACACUUAGCUUUAUAUAUAUAUGCAUAGUUAUUAUGAUAUUAAUAGGUUAAGUGCCUUCUUAUAGUGUUUACAAACUUUAUUGAAAACAUUAAACGCUGUCUAAGUUUCUAAA